GUCACAAAGACGAGAUGGACCAGGAUCAUCAGAACUCCAGUAAAAGAAGUCGGACUUUGGAGAAGAGGAGUGGGAAAGGGGCUAAUCUAAACCUCAGAGUGCGUCUGUUACAGGACGCCAAGGUCAAGAAACCCAAACGGGCGGGGCGUUCGGGGAGAUCCUGUGCAGUGAUUGGCUGCUCCAACAACAGCGGCAAACUCCAAGUCUGGAACAAAAGCGAGUGCUCAGAACACAAACCUUUACUGCACGACGAGUGUCUGUGCCUGAGACCGUACGGUUUGCACAGAUUCCCCGGGCGUUCAGAGGAGGCGGCUGUUCACCAGCAGUGGAUCAAGAACAUCAACAGGAAGGACUUUGUCCCCAGUAGACACAGCACGGUGUGUGGAAUUCACUUCAAGGACGGCCAACCAAGGAAAGCACACCCGUACCCGAUCCUGCACAUGGGAUAUGAACAUCCUGGGUUUUCAUCUGGUAGACCACCUCCCAAGAAAAGACGCCUUAAACCCUCGAUAGUGACCACACGUGCUGAACAGGAAGUCACGGAAUCUGAAAUAGCGGUGAAAACGGAGGAUUUGGAAAAUCAGCCUCAGCAGAAGUGUGAAGUUGGCGUCCAGUUGCCGGACGUUAAAGACCACACCUACUGUUCUAACUUAUCAACGACAGACAGAGCAACAUAAACUGAUCCUGGCCUGUCGAUGUCAGCCUCUGACUCUGACGGUAAAGACUUGCUGGUUUUCGUGCAGCCUAUAGGCUUUUCUCCCUCAGCCAAGGAUCACCACGUUGGCAGUCCAUGAUGAACUGUUCUUUGUCCUAAUGAGGCAUCGUCCUGGUUGAUGUUUACAGACUUUGCUAAACAGUUUGGAAUAAGCGGAAGCAAAGCCUAUGAGAUCUUCACUCUCUGGAGACCAGUAUUUGUGAAGUUUCUGAGGGUGAAUGUGAGGCGAGGGAGUGCAGCGCUGUGUGUGUGUUUGACUGUGUGUUUAGGUGGAGCUGACGAAACGCAAUGUGAUUUCACUGACUUGGACACAAGUAUCACGGCGUCUUUGAAUCAAUAUGAAUGUACAAAGACGUGAUGACGGCAGAGCUAAUUCACGUCUGAAAAGAGGCGACUGUUACAGAUUUUUGAUGUA
Messenger RNA from Labrus bergylta (ballan wrasse), 1130 nucleotides. Lineage: Eukaryota; Metazoa; Chordata; Actinopteri; Labriformes; Labridae. The record is from RefSeq and is a predicted model, not a curated record.